CAUUCGAACGUCCAGUUGUGCCUACACUCCAUUUCAUUCAUGUGUACGCCCCUGACAACAAUAAGGUGUAAAGGUGAGAGUCACGUGAGUGACCCCAAGUCUCGUGCGAACACGUGACAUAUACAUAGUCUCUUACAUAAACGAGUGACACGGCGAUAUUCAAUAUUAUCUGACUCCGGGACGAGAAAAUGAAGUCGUUUAUGCUGCUAGUGGCGAUUUGCCUUGUGGGUGUUACUGAGGGGAUGCCGUUGCAUGCUUCCUGCAAAGCUAACUGGACAUCUUCACUCAAGUGCACGAAUGUACUGGACAAGCUUGUGGGUCAAAUAGGACAAUGGACAGGUCCUGAUGGAUGCGCUAAUGGAGGAGAAAAAUGCCUGUACAAGCUGGUGUCCAGGAACACAACACAGGUGAAAGCCACCCAUGAAACACCUAAGAAACAUUAUGUUGAUGACUUGACCUUCACCUUCACACAGGACACCAGCAAGUGUAAUAUCACCGGUUUGAGCAGUUCAGAGACCUGGUACGCUGUCCUUGACUACGGCACCAACUACUGCAAUCUUCACAACCUCAUUGUCGGGUCUGGACUUGACAAAUCUCCAGGCUACAGUGAGACCACCAGCAACAGCAUCUGUACACAGUUUACUUCAGCAGACUGCUCAAAAUAUUAAACACACCA
Molecule: messenger RNA, 676 nt
Organism: Haliotis rubra (blacklip abalone)
Lineage: Eukaryota; Metazoa; Mollusca; Gastropoda; Lepetellida; Haliotidae
Exons: 5
Coding region: 189-668 (159 amino acids)
Source: RefSeq, a predicted model, not a curated record